Molossus molossus (Pallas's mastiff bat) is the source of this 3905-nucleotide messenger RNA. RefSeq names its product plakophilin 1 (gene PKP1). Gene Ontology annotation, molecular function: cadherin binding. Gene Ontology annotation, biological process: cell-cell junction assembly; cell-cell adhesion; intermediate filament bundle assembly. The transcript has 14 exons. Lineage: Eukaryota; Metazoa; Chordata; Mammalia; Chiroptera; Molossidae. The coding region runs from base 211 to 2385 and encodes 724 amino acids. The record is from RefSeq and is a predicted model, not a curated record. Gene Ontology annotation, cellular component: plasma membrane; cytoplasm; nucleus.
GGGUGGUGCAGGCAGAGGCGGUAUAUCCAGUCUGACGGAGGGCGGGCCUGGCCAGUCCCUGGAGAGAGACGGACGCGGGUGGAGGCACCAGGAGCAGCCCGGAGCCUCGCGCGACACGACACUCACUCUAUGGCCACAGGGAGCCGCUGAGCGAGAACAGCCCUCAGCCGCCCGCCGCACCUCGCCUCCCGCUCCCCACGCUCCGCCACCAUGAACCACUCGCCGCUCAAGACCGCCCUGGCCUACGAGUGCUUCCCAAACCAGGACAACUCCACGCUGGCCCUGCCCUCCGACCAGAAGAUGAAGACGGGCACGUCGGGCAAGCAGCGCGUGCAGGAGCAGGUGAUGAUGACGGUCAAGCGGCAGAAGUCCAAGUCCUCCCAGUCGUCCACCCUGACCCACUCCAACCGAGGUUCCAUGUACGACGGCCUGGCUGAUAAUUACAACUACGGGACCAAUCGGAGCAGCUACUACUCCAAGUUCCAGACGGGCAACGGCUCGUGGGCCUACCCGAUCUACAACGGGACCCUCAAGCGGGAAGCGGACAACCGGCGCUUCAGCUCCUACAGCCAGAUGGACAACUGGGGCCGCCACUACUCCCGGGGCAACUUCAACACGGGCGCGGGCAGCGACAUUUGCUUCCUGCAGAAGAUCAAGGCCAGCCGCAGCGAGCCGGACCUCUACUGCGACCCGCGGGGCACCCUCCGCAAGGGCACGCUGGGCAGCAAGGGCCACAAGACUGCCCAGAGCCGGUACAGCUUCUACAGCACCUGCAGCGGGCAGAAGGCCACCAAGAAGUGCCCCAUGCGCCCGCCCUCCUGCACCUCCAAGCAGGACCCCGUGUACAUCCCACCCAUCUCCUGCAACAAGGACACGUCCUUCGGCCACUCCAGGGCCAGCUCCAAGAUCUGCAGUGAGGACAUUGAGUGCAGUGGGCUGACCAUCCCCAAGGCUGUGCAGUACCUGAGCUCCCAGGAUGAGAAGUACCAGGCCAUCGGGGCCUAUUACAUCCAGCACACCUGCUUCCAGGAUGAGUCGGCCAAGCAGCAGGUCUAUCAGCUGGGGGGCAUCAGCAAGCUGGUGGACCUCCUCCGCAGCCCCAACCAGAACGUGCAGCAGGCUGCGGCCGGGGCCCUGCGCAACCUGGUGUUCCGGAGCACCGCCAACAAGCUGGAGACCCGGAGGCAGGGCGGGGUCCGCGAGGCCGUCAGCCUGCUGCGGACCACCAGGACCACCGAGAUCCAGAAGCAGCUGACCGGGCUGCUGUGGAAUCUGUCCUCCACGGACGACCUGAAGGAGGGGCUCAUUGCCGAGGCGCUGCCCGUCCUGGCCGACCGCGUCAUCAUCCCCUUCUCCGGCUGGUGCGAUGGUAACAGCAACCUGUCCCGGGAGGCAGUGGACCCCGAGGUCUUCUUCAACGCCACAGGCUGCCUGAGGAACCUGAGCUCGGCCGACGCGGGCCGUCAGACCAUGCGGAACUACACGGGCCUCAUCGACGCCCUCAUGGCCUACGUCCAGAACUGCGUGGCGGCCAGCCGCUGUGACGACAAGUCCGUGGAGAACUGCAUGUGUGUUCUGCACAACCUGUCCUACCGCCUGGACGCCGAGGUGCCCACCCGCUACCGCCAGCUGGAGUACAGCACCCGCAACAGCUACACGGAGAAGUCCUCCACCGGCUGCUUCAGCAACAAGAGCGACAAGAUGAUGAACAACAACUAUGACUGCCCCCUCCCCGAAGAAGAGGCCAACCCCAAGGGCAGCAACUGGCUGUACCACUCGGACGCCAUCCGAACCUACCUGAACCUCAUGGGCAAGAGCAAGAAGGACGCCACCCUGGAGGCCUGCGCUGGUGCCCUGCAGAACCUGACGGCCAGCAAGGGGCUGAUGUCCAGCGGCAUGAGCCAGCUGAUUGGGCUGAAGGAGAAAGGGCUGCCGCAGAUCGCCCGCCUCCUGCAGUCCGGCAACUCGGACGUGGUGCGGUCCGGCGCCUCCCUGCUGAGCAACAUGUCCCGGCACCCGGCACUGCACAGAGCCAUGGGGAACCACGUGCUCCCGGAGGUGACUCGGCUCCUCACCAGCCACACGGGCAACACCAGCAACUCGGAAGACAUCCUGUCCUCGGCCUGCUACACCGUGAGGAACCUGCUGGCCUCCCAGCCGCAGAUGGCCAGGCAGUACUUCUCGAGCGGCAUGGUCAACAACAUCAUCAACCUGUGUCGCAGCAGCGUUUCACCCAAGGCCGCAGAAGCUGCCCGGCUCCUCCUGUCUGACAUGUGGUCCAGCAAGGAGCUGCAGAAUGUCCUCAGACAGCAAGGCUUCGACCGGAGUAUGCUGGGGAACCUAGCCGGGGUCAACAGCCUCAGGAACUUCACCUCCCGAUUCUGAGAGGGGGCUGCCCGAGCAGGCUCAACAUGCAGAAUGACGCGACCCCACGGAGCAGACUCGGGCCUGGAUGGGGGGCUGCUCUGUGCUCCUGGGCAGUAUUUGGGGCGCGCGAGGCAGCGGCAGGCGAACCCGAAAGCUUUGGAAAUGUGUUUAGAAUCUUCUUUUCCCCUCAGGGGAGCUGGCGGGCAGUGGGGUGGGGCGGGGGGACCUUUCUUGAGUUAAGGGAGCUUUUUCUGAUGUCAAUACUUUUUUUUUUUUGGCUGAGAAAUGGUAUAUAUAUGUGUGUAUAAUGUAAGUGUGCGUGUGUGAACGCAUGCGUGUGCGAGUGCCUGCGGCCUGGACCGUGAACCCAAGUUCAGGCAGCGCAGAGGGGGGCGGGCUCCCUCGUUCGCUUGUACCUGUGCUUGGUGGCAGCUGCCCGGGGUCCUGCGCGGGGCCGUCUCCCAGAGGCGAGCCUUCCCCCUUCGGGGCGGCUUUGCAAGAGGCUGGCUGGGGUGUUGAGGUCCGCGGGCCCGUGGGGACAUCUGGCUGCCACUGUCCUGCAGGGUCACAGAUCUGGGCUGGGCAGGUGCAGGGCCUGGAGACAGGCAGGCGUGGCCGCACCUGUUCUGCUAUGUGAGGUCUUCCUGGAAGAGUGGGGGCAGAGGGGGGUCGCUGUGUCUCAGGCCGUGUCCAUCAGAGAAGGCUCAGCCUGAAGCUAGUUCUGCCUCUGCAGCGAGGGUGAGCAAUGGACCUGUUGCAGGAGGAAGGAGGCAGCUUGGUCUCCACCUUCCCGGGGCAGGCGGGGGACAGGCUGGGGCCGGGCAGGGACCAUUCGGGCAUCAGGGAGGACACGCCCCGCCACGCUUGGUGCCUGGGAGACUCAAGAGAGGGAGCGCUUGAGGUUUGGGGCACUUGGAGAAAAGGAGGAACAGCCCAGCAGAGGAACCGUCCUGUCAGGCCACCGACGAGCCCACGCCCCAGCCAGAGGCCCCCACUCCCCCUGAGCCCCCGCCAGACCAUCUCCUCUCUGUUUGUAGAAACCACAGGGGAGGUGACAGACAGAGGCCCAUCCAGGGCACCGGCCACCCCUGGGACGCCAGGCCCUUGUGCAUUUCGGAUGGGAGUAGUAGGACCUCCGGAAAAGCUGUAAUCAGGCCUCAGUGUACUGUACACAGAGCAGAGUUCGGGCUCCUCCGCCCUCUGGCCUCGAGCUUCAGGCAGGAAUUCACCGCCUGCCCGUGUCCUCCAGGAGGGCAUGGUGCCCGGGCCCCCCACCCCGCCCCUCCCCUCUGCACCAGCCCCAAUCCAACCCCACUGUUCCCAGCAGCAGGCAGAAACACACCUUUCCGAACCGAGGGCGAGCCUUUGCCGAGGCUGGACAGCUGGGCCGUGUGACCAGUGUCCUCGGUGCUGUGGGUCUGACGUGGGGUCCGGGCUCACCACCCCGGUCCCACCAGGAUGUCCCAGAGGGGAUUUGAGGAUGACCCCCUGCCGUUGUCAGGGCCCAGAGGAAUUCAUUUCUUAAAAAAUCAAACAGA